AGCUUGUGGAAACAUACUACCUCAACUAGAAAUCCUCUCAAACAUGUCUUCUAAUUACUCAGGCAGCUUCUUUGCUUCCAUAGCCAUCUUUCUCCUAUUGUCAACUCAUAUCUAUGUUAAAGAAGUACAUGCUGCGGGCGAAUGUGGGAAGACGCCCAUAAGCAAUGCAGCGUUGAGCUUAAGCGCAUGUCUAGGAGCAGUUCAAAAUGUCAGAGCUAAGGUUUCUCCAGCUUGUUGCUCUCGAGUUUCGGUUCUGCUAAGGAAUUCCCCCAAGUGUUUAUGUGCUGUUUUCUUGUCACCAUUAGUGAAGCAAGCUGGGAUUAAUCCAGCCAUAGCAAUUACUAUUCCGAAACGUUGCAACAUCAGAAACAGACCAGCUGGGAAGAAAUGCGGAAAGUAUACUCUUCCAUGAGGAACAAGCUAGGAUCUCCUGCCGGCAAAGAGGAUGCUAUUUAUGUAUGUGUGUGCAUGUAUGCCAAAAAAAAAAAAUUCUAAAUUCUAAAAUAAAAGUUUCCAUAGGCAGCAUACGCGCCUCUGGUGUUUGUUGUACUACUGAAAGUAUUUUAAUUAGUAAAUUUUGAAGUGUUAGUAUAAAUUGGUUGUGAUAUGUAUCUCCUUGGGCUGCAAUGAAAAGUUUGUGACUUUCUUCCCCUGGCA
Papaver somniferum (opium poppy) is the source of this 657-nucleotide messenger RNA. Its product is annotated as non-specific lipid-transfer protein-like protein At5g64080. The record is from RefSeq and is a predicted model, not a curated record. The transcript has 2 exons. Gene Ontology annotation, biological process: systemic acquired resistance. Bases 44 to 412 code for a protein of 122 amino acids. Gene Ontology annotation, molecular function: fatty acid binding. Lineage: Eukaryota; Viridiplantae; Streptophyta; Magnoliopsida; Ranunculales; Papaveraceae.